This is a messenger RNA of Ectocarpus siliculosus, 267 nucleotides long. The record is from the annotation of a GenBank genome assembly. NCBI's taxonomy places the organism in Eukaryota, Phaeophyceae, Ectocarpales, Ectocarpaceae.
AUGAGGCUAGACGUCGUCUGUGGGGACGGCCCGCCUGUCUUUGAAGCCAGGCGAACCUUAUUUGACGCGCUGGUGGAGGCCGACAUCGAGGACCGCUACGUGCCGGAGCAGGCGGUCGUUGUUCCUGUCGAGGCUCUCCCGGCCGGUCGGUGGGGGGCUGCGACGCCCCUAUCGGCGGCGGCAACAGUGGGCUCACCCGACCUCCCCUGGAGAAUCGGAAUGCCCCUGCGGCCUCUCGGUCGUCUCCCGGCGCCGCCGGCACAAUAG